Molecule: messenger RNA, 907 nt
Organism: Periconia digitata
Lineage: Eukaryota; Fungi; Ascomycota; Dothideomycetes; Pleosporales; Periconiaceae
Source: the annotation of a GenBank genome assembly
CCCCAUCUUGAUUCUUAUUCUUAUUCUUAUUUCCCCUUUUUCACAUUGUCUGUUCCCCCCAUUUCCACUGUCCCAUCUACCGCUCAAGUCUCCCCAGCCGAUGCAUCAUCUACCUGUACAUACACAGACACCCCCAUUUCCAUUCCCCGAACAACACUCCCUCAGCCUCACAAUGCCCAAAAUAUACACACCUGUCAUAGAUUAUUCUCAAUCUCCAACCCGAAACCAACAAAACUAAUAGCCAGUUCCCUCCCCUCUCCCCAUGUCCGACUCCACCUCAUCUGCGACCUCGAUGUCUGUCCUCCGUCGGCCGUCGGCUUUCCCCCAUUCCCCGUUACCGACGGCAUGGCACACGUCAAAAAAGCCUUGGCCUUUUUCCCUCUGCUCUUCGGUCCUCCGAAUCCCACUCGCCCAAAUCUUGCAACCCGCGAUGCUCCAUUUCAAUAACAAUUUAGACGUUAAUAAUAGCUCUCAUGUAUCUGCUCGUGUCCUGCAUGUGCAGCGCAGUUGCAUAUAGGAACGUGGAGUCUGUUUUUCCUUUUUAUUUAUGGGGUGGCGCGCGCGCUGUGUUCCUGCCCCCUGCGCAAGUACACCUUUGGCAGCCAGCAGCCUGCCAGCCGGCAAAUCCACUUGGGUUACCCGAAGAAAUUUCCAUUGGACAGGGUCGCCGUCUGUGUGUGCGCCGGAGGAGACCCGAGAUCCCAUCCCUUCCCGUCAAUCUCAUCCAUGCACCCGUCAUCUGUAUACAGAUGUCCAAACCAGAUCCCAUAUAAUUAUCAGCUCGAUCUCGUGGACAUCGAACCCCGAUAACAAAGAAGAAAUAGUAUUCAUGAGUGAUAGUCGUGCGCUACCUCCUACCUCCCCAACUUCCUUGCCCAUCGUGUUGCGCAGUAUAUACACUACAUAA